AAUUCUACUCACCUUGCAGCAAAUGACACAUAACGCUAGCUCACAGGCCGGAGAAGCGAGCCGAGCCGAGCUGAGCUGAGCCAAGCGAUGAUAGAGACGAUGAGCACAUGAAAAAACGUCGGUACCUCGAAAAAUAUCAACCAUGGCUGCUGCUCUUUAUGUCUGCCUUCUCUUUUGGUACCUCCAAACCAACGCUGUCGCAGUAGAGCUGACCCCACCACAGAAAGUGACUGUGAUGGCCUUGAACACCAAUUACACACUGAGCUGGGACUGGGACCAGAGUGCUGCAGAGGGUCAUGCUGUCACCUUCACCGCACAAUAUGUUGCGAAGUACAAGCUGAAGUUCACGAAGAAGAGUCCGAGCUGGCACGUGGCGUGUGAGAAGACGUCACACAGGUCAUGUGACCUUUCAGCGUUCAGCCUGCACUACCUGGGCAUCUUCGUGCUUCGUGUACGAGCCAACAUGAACGGGCAUCAUUCUGACUGGGUGCAGAAAGAAUUCUGCCCUGAUAAAGAUGCUGCUGUGGGUCCUCCAACCAAAGUGGACCUUUCUCCUGCUGGAAGUGACCUAGACGUUUUCAUCUCAGACCCUCUGACCACCACCAACAGCUCCAUGAAGAACCUUCUUCCCAAGCUGUACUACCACAUCCUAUACUGGGAACGCUCUGUAGACGCACAGGCCUUAAGACCCCAGACGUUGAGUAGCAGUGCCAACGUGGUGACUUUGCCAAACCUGAAGGCCUGGACUUGGUACUGUGUGAGCAUCCAGUCACGCUAUGACUUCUACAACAAGAGCAGCAGCUUCACCUCACCCCACUGCCUGCAGACAGAAGGUGCUACUCCAUGGUGGAAGAUCUUUGUGUACUUCCUUGGCUCUCUGGUGAUCUGCUUCCUGGUCAUGCUGCUCUCAAUCUACUGCUUAUUUUGGUGCUACAAGACCAUCAAGGCAACCUGGUACCCCUCCACCCAGGUGCCUCAAUACUUGAAGGAGUACCUUUGGGACUCUCCUGGGUCUGACAUUCCUCGCCUCAUCACCCCAGAUUCUGAAUCAGAGCUGUUGUGUGAUAAGGUGACCGUCUGCCCAGAGCCACCGGUCCUGGAAGUCCACAACCCUCCCCCUGAGGCCCUGCCAGCGCCCCCAUCAGACCUGGAGCCAGUCAGCAGCGGCAGACACAGCCGUCAGGACAGCAGCGGCAGCGGAGACUCAGGAGUUUACUCCACAGGGGGCAGCUCCAGCCUGCGGCAGCCCAACAGCAAUCAAUCCUCCACGGGGGCCGAAGACUCCUGGCAGGGCCCCUUUGACAUGGAGCAGGUGAAGAUGCGGGACAUGGCUCCAGGGCUCAAAAGUCAACUUCUGACCGCAGACGAAGGAAUUGUAGACAUGUGUGUUUGAAGGCAUGCAUGCAAAAAGAUGUGUUGAAGCGAGGGUGAUAGUAAGGAAGAAAGGUCUGUGGAAAAUGUGCAGCGUGCCUUUUCUCCAGCUGUCACUGUGAAACUGAUAUAAACAGUGUGGAAAAACGACUGCUAGAAAACACAAAAUGAUGAGUGACAAACUCACAUAAGGAACAAAACUGAUCUGCUGUGCUAUCACUGUGUUUCCAACUUCCAAGGAGGAACGCUGUGGUCGUCACUGUUGACACAGAUGCUUUUGAAGACCUACCAGGAAGGACUGUAUCGUGCUGAUUUCAGUCUGUUGUGAAUUCCCUUCUCCACCUUCUCUCCAACAGCCACUGUCUUAACCCUGAUCUGAUUGAAUGUGGCGGAGAGGAUUAGAGUGUAUCUGUGUGCCAUUUCGCUUUAAUAAUGCUUUUAAGAGUCAAAUCAUGAUUUUUAUCUCUUUUACUGUUGCAUUGCUUUAAUGAGUUAACAUAAGUAGCUUACAUAAAAUAAAAUAAACAUAAGCAGAUGAAGUCAAAUAGAGUGACUUCAGAGCGUACGAUUGACACCAACAGUGGAUGUGACUGUUCUCAAAGCACUGUUGUAUUUGCAGAGAAGUGGGAAGCUUUGACUGGAGUCAAUCUAUUGUCUGUUUUGCACCUACAGAAGAGUGCAGUGACUUUUCUCAAAACAUAAUGACGUUAGUUGGAAACAGGAGCACAUACACUCGCCGGUUUAUUGGGUACACCUAGCGAAAACUAACGUAAUCUAAUGCAACAGUUCUGCAGUAAAGCCUACCUUCAUGAAGGUUAUACUGUUUGUUUUUGUUGAAACUGUUUGAGAGGUGUUGAUUCAACUGUAUGAUCGUGCUGAGGAUGUAGUUUGUGGGGCUGUUUAAUUACCUCCGCCAAGGAGCUAAUGUUUUCGGUGCCGUUUGUUUGUCCGUCUGUCAGCAGGAUUACGGACUUACCGUGGCAUAGGCCAAGGAAGAACCCAUUCAAUUUUCGAGCGGAUCCAAAUCACGGGGCAGAUACACAAUUUAUUUUUCACUUUUGUUAAUAUUGCAAGAUAGGUCAGUUGUAACACAAUUUGUCUAUGGCAAAAUGAACUGAAUUCAUCACGCAUGCGCAAACCCGUCGUAAUGAAAGUGAAUGGUGUGACUAACUAAACAUACACCAAAACAUAACGGCCACUUCAAACAGCUGGAGAAACAAACGCAGCCGCUAUGGAAAAAAUACGCAAUCAGGGAUGUGAGACGAUGAGGCUUCAGCUAGGCGCAAUCAUACUGAAUUUUGACAUACUAUAAUUCUAGUAGUUUUGGAAAUAUAUCCAGACAUAUAUAGUGGUUUUGCUUGCAGAUUUGCAUAUAAUAGAAAACUGGACUAUUGGCCUUGGCGGAGGUCUGCGCUCUCCGAGUGCCCUUCUCAUUGUAUUGUGUUACUGACGGGUGUUUGUUAUUUGGCCUACCCACAUUGAUGUAAAGGGUGGACAAAAUAAAUGAAACACCUGUUAGGUCAUUGCCAAUUAAGGGUAAGUGAUAUUUACAAUUGUAAAUAUCACUUUUUCCAACAUGUCUCUGUUGUUUAACAUUUUGCUGAAUGUUGCUCUCUGUGUUGAUUUAGAAGAACUGGAACAGAGAAAUCCACUUUAAAAAAAAAAAAAAGUCUUUUAGUAUCCUUUAGGCUCACCUCACAGAUAUCUGAUGCUCGGUAGGUAGGUACCAGGGAUGUUCUGAGCGGUUUUAAGCCUGUGCACAUCCCAUGCCAGUCAGGAUGCUUUCUGUUGCUCCUCUGUAAAUAAGAACUUGGCACAGGAAUUUUACCUUCUUAAGUUUCCUUCCCAGGAACCUAAAUCUGUUCACCUGCUCCACCUCAGCUCCACUGAUGUAGACAGGAGUGUGUGUCUUUGCCGCCUUUUUCCUAGAAUCAAGGAUCAGCUCCUUGGUUUUGCUGACGUUGAGCAGUAGGUUGUUCUCUGUGCACCGCUCUGCGAGACUGUCCAAUAAUCCAUCCAAAAAAGAUGCUCCCCAUCAAAUGGAACAUUUUCUAUCCAGUUUCAUACUGAAGUAGUUCUGUGUUGUUUCUGUGUCAAAAACAAAAGAAAGGAAGGAGUUAGGAAUUUAUUUCUGUCCUUUGGUUUUUCAGUUUCUCAUCUAAUUGUCAAAGAAAUAUUUUUUUUUUAAAUACUUUUUUGCCCUUAUUAGAUAGGAACAGCUGAUUUGAGACAGGAAGUGUGGGAGAGAGGGCAUGACACGCAGCAGGGCUGCGGGCUGGAAUCGAACCUGGGCGCCCCAGCAAAGAAAUUCAAUAAGAUUUUAUACCCAGUUAAAACGUAUUAGUAGUCACUGUCUAUGUAUGUGUCUCUGAGAGAAGCUUGCAUUCAUUUUAACACGAGCAUUUGAAGGCAUUUUUAUUCUACCAUUUAUGAUUCUUAUAGAAUCUUGGAGCCAUAUUAGUUUUAUUUGUAUCAAGACAUAUAAUUAUUUGUAUCUCAUAUUUGUCUAUAUUAUUUCCACCUCUGUUCAUCUUUCAUGCUUGGUUUUUGUGUUUUGUUUAUCAAGAUCACUUAUUCUGUGACUUCACAUUCAGCAAAGACAGAAAGAAGCUUAGCAAACUGAUUUUGUGAACAAAUAUAGCAGGGAGAGGGUUGUCCUUGUACAGUUUAUUAAACAACUUUCAUCGUCAUCUGCUUUGUAACAACAAAUACGAAUUGCCUUUUCCUGAAUCUGCAGGGCUGGGAUGUCUGGGUGAUAUUUUGAGGCAGCAAACAUCAGGAAAUACGCAAAAUGGGAACAAAUCAAACUCAGCAUGUAGAAUGUAAUGGGGACAAAUAUGAAGUCACGGCAAUUCAAGGUAAUAUAAAGUUUUCCAAGACCACAGAGUGCACAAUUGAUUAUACUUUUGGACAAUUCAAUUAUUCAAUUUAACAAUUACGUUUCCUCAAGCGUGAUCCAGUUUGACCUUUUCCUUGUUGCAGCAUUUCCAACCUGCAUUGCCUCAACAUCUUGCCCAUCACUGUCUGUUGCAACGUUUGUUGAACUUGUAUAUAAGCAUAUUGUGCCACAGUGUACUGGUGUGUGUGUGCACAAAGCAGUGGUGUUGUCAGUGUAUGUUUCUGGUCUCACAUCCAUCAACCAUUGUAUCUACUGUACCCAUGUUAAUGGACAAUCCUAAAAAUGAAUUAAAUCACCUCUAAUACCAAA
Molecule: messenger RNA, 4579 nt
Organism: Siniperca chuatsi (mandarin fish)
Lineage: Eukaryota; Metazoa; Chordata; Actinopteri; Centrarchiformes; Sinipercidae
Gene: il10rb
Product: interleukin 10 receptor, beta
Exons: 8
Coding region: 143-1393 (416 amino acids)
Molecular function (GO): interferon receptor activity; protein binding
Source: RefSeq, a predicted model, not a curated record